Messenger RNA from Aspergillus wentii DTO 134E9, 986 nucleotides. RefSeq lists its product as uncharacterized. Lineage: Eukaryota; Fungi; Ascomycota; Eurotiomycetes; Eurotiales; Aspergillaceae. Bases 226 to 726 code for a protein of 166 amino acids. The transcript has a single exon. The record is from RefSeq and is a predicted model, not a curated record.
GGGGAUGGUGGCGAGGGCGAGGGCGAAGGCGAUUAUAUGUAGGAUGAUGGUGGUGGAAAGGAUAUCCUGACUGUUUGAGGUUUGGGGUGUGGUGGUGGCGGGAGUCUGGGAUGUUGGUGAUGUGAUCAUGGUGGUUUGGUUACAUGUGAGUAGAAAAAAUGGAAGGGAGAGAAAGAGAAAAAGAAGGGGAGGUGACUUUCUGCGACGCUGAGUGACUUGGAGGAGAUGAGAAGAGGAGAAGAGGAGAUGAAGAUGAAGAUGGUUAGUAGAGUACUUUUGAUAAACCGUGCUACACUUUCCCUUUUUGUUCCCCUUCUUUUCUUCCCCUUCAAAUAUUCAGAUUCAACAUCAUACCAUCAUUCACCUGAUGGUCAUACCGAUAUCCAAAUUAAUAGUCGUCAACAGUCAAGGGUCAGAAAAAAAAAAAAAGGAGGAGUAAAAAAGAGGCAAGAUACUCUGUCGUCUCAACCCACCAUCACAAGAACGGACCGUGCACGAUUCUUGUUAAAAUUCCCUCUCGCUCGGACGCUGAGUUGGCAACUGUGGCAGGACAGGACAGGACAGGGAAGCUCUGCACCCCGCAAGAAACAACAGCUGACGCAAGAUCAUUCUUGUAUGCGUUAUGUACUCCAGAAGUUAGUUAGAGGGGAGGGGAUACGGGAGACAGUACCCCGCAAGCAAGAAGCAGAGGUGUUAUCAGUUACGAUCACCACGGGUAGGAGAUGAAACUAUCUCCACCUGGUCAGCGCUUACCAGUAUUAGUAUUACGGAGUACGACUGUCCGUUGUUGGAUCUGGAGUGCUCAGGACCCGAGCUAAUAGGAGGUCAGACUGGUGGAACAGGCCAUGAUUUUGAUUCUGGCGGUUAUCCUAUACUACUUCCUAUACUAGUAUCGGACUACAAUGCUAUAGUAUACUAUACUGUAGUAAGUAGAUGAUGUCUACCUACCUAUCUAGGUCUUACAUGGUAAUCAGCCUUGUUGAUGA